ACAAAAGGAAAAUCAAUAGUAACUUCGUGACGAUAUCAAUAUGGGUCCGGAUCGGCGGCCUGCUGAAAGGAAGGCUGAAAGCAAAGAGAUGAACUAUUGAGAAGACGUUGGGGUCGCUGGCGUCGAGCACAUUCAGCAACUCUGCUAAGAUGACGGCGAAGGGAGCCGCCUGUAUUAUAGGGGAGGGGGAAGAUGAGGAGGGCGGGUGGUUGGUAGGAGAACAGCCGCACUUGAGGCCAUCAUGAAGAGUUUGACCGAAGAAUUGAGGUCUCCAAUGGCAUGCCCACCGAUUGUCAUGAUCGACCUCGGACGCAGACGUACUCGGCCGGAGUAGAGAUGACGCUAUGACCUCUCCAGGACAGCUCAACCCACAAAGCAAAAAGGACGCAAGAGAUAGCAUAGUACAAGAUAUGACAAGGCCCCCAUCUGUCACCUAACCCCGCCGCCAUGCAGAGCAAAAGCGGCAGUUUGGCAGACACACCAGCCAUGAUCCCGGCGUAAAUCUCAUCCCACAGCUGCACGAACCUGCAGGAGAUCACCGCCCACCAGGUUCCUGACUGAUGUGGUGGGGCCCGUCACAAUCUGGAGAUGAGCUGCUGUGCACAGGUGAGCAGCCAAGGUGCGUUAAAAAAACAAAUAUCCAUUUUUCCCUCUCCUUUUCUCCUGCUGUGUCAUGUCGUCAGGGCGUCUGUCAGCGAAUCGGGGGCUGCCAUCUUGUG
This is a messenger RNA of Cryphonectria parasitica EP155, 719 nucleotides long. RefSeq lists its product as uncharacterized. The transcript has a single exon. The annotation marks the transcript as partial. Lineage: Eukaryota; Fungi; Ascomycota; Sordariomycetes; Diaporthales; Cryphonectriaceae. The record is from RefSeq and is a predicted model, not a curated record.